AUGGCUGGUGCGAAGGAAACCUCUAAUACACCUCAGCGAGGGAGAAGAGCCUCCAAAGGUUGUCGUACUACAGGCCCUGUUGCCGCCGGCGGCAAUAACGGUCUUGCUGGAAAGGAGAAUACCUUGCCUCAUAAUAAUACUGGCAAACGAUCCCAGAAAGGCAAGAGCAGGGGACGGGGACGUGACAAUAUCGUUCGUCCAGAGCCUGCAGACCGCGAUAGUCGUGCCGGGAAGACAUCGCGGAGUGGCUAUAGGCCUUUACCUGGUACUUCCAGGGUAAGCUCAUCGGAAGCUCCAGCGAGCGAUGAGCUGUCAGCAGCCCAGAUGCAAGUAUUUCUUGAAGCUGGCCUGGCUAUGAUCGACGAGUCACCGGACACGAGAAGAACAUUCAUCGAAAGCCUGGCUACCGAGUCUGGUCUUCGCAAAGUCCGACAGAUAGUGGAGACUGACUUCGCAAUAUCCUAUAGCGUUUUGAAGCCUAUGUUUGAUCCACACUGUAUAUUGUUCUUUCAACUGGUCUCUCACAAUGAGGUGCUAUCUUCACUUAUACUUGAGAAGGCCGUGGGGACAAUCUACAACGUCAUAUACGGCCCCGGUGGUCGAAGGGCAAUUGGGUUCUUCACAAAAGUGACAGACUACCUCACCCAGUUCAAAAGUGAUGGCAGAAGUCCAGCUGUUGUCAAACAUGUCGCCACGCCAAGUGAGGUGUUGUCUCUGGUUUCGAGAGUGCUUCUUGGUACUUUAACUUUGAAUCAUGAGGCUGCAAUACAGGUAGACCUCAAGAAGAUUGCCGACAAGCUUUACGACUGCUGUCAUGCCGACAACGCCGACGCUAGGGCUGGCGAUGACAACCUGCAGCUGGCAUACGAGAAUAUACUCAAGAUUCAAGAAAUCUUUUCUAUGGGGGACUCGAUCCCUAUGUCACAGAAGCCCGAUCAAGUGCAAAAAAUCAAAUCCAAUCAGCAAGACAGCACGAGGUAUAUAGUUGACCUACCCGGCGAAUUGUCUGACCACGGCCCUCGCCAUGAUAAUGACAAAACGGCAAUCUCGGAUAUUCAGAUCUUGCCUACAAAAUCAGAGAUACUGAAUGCUGAUCGACCUGAAUUCCUCCCCGCACGAUGCGCUACCGGCUCCGCCAAUAUGCAUCACGAGUGGGGCAUCCGUCGACUUCUCGAUAGUCAAUUCCGCCUUCUACGAGAAGACACUUCUGGUGUGCUUCGCGAAGGCAUAAGAUUAAUAAUACAUGCAUGGGAACUAAUUGUCCACGGAACAGACUGGCGGCUAAAGCGCAAGUUUCUUCGUGACAAAAUGCCAACUCCGGUCCGGGUUUAUUCAGGAGUCGAAAUCCGACAAAUAAAGUCAGAGCAAUUCAAAGGGAUAGAAGUAAACUUGGAAUUUGAUCAGCUUCCUAGACUGAAGAAUGUAAGUCCGGCAAAACGAAAACAAUGGUGGUUUGACUCAAAGGCCUUGAAAAAGGGUCCAACCCUGUUGGCCUUGUUAGACGCAGAAGAUGUGGAUGACACAUCUGCAAUCUACCUUCUUGUCUCAAAGAGGGAGACCAGCUAUAUACUGUCUAUGUCUCUUUCCCACGAUCCUAGGAUGCUCUCUGCAGACCUCUCCAGGGCAACUGAUUUAGACGAAGGCCAGGCAAAUGCGUUUAUUUGGGCACUACGACGAAAGAUAGCAUUGAUUCAAGGCCCCCCGGGGACUGGAAAAUCAUACGUAGGGCUACAGCUAGCUCGAUGUUUGCUGCACAACAAGGAUGUGCUGGACCUGGGCCCGAUACUAUGUGUAUGCUACACAGCCCACGCACUUGAUCAAUUUCUUGAUGGUCUUCUUAGAUCGAGUGUUACCAAUAUUAUCAGGAUUGGCCCUCGUAGUGCCUCUCCACACAUUGAAAGGCUCUCACUUGACAUGAGAAAGCAAGAGCCAGGGCCUCGAAUCAAAGGCCUUCCUAGGCUAAAGGAUGAAUCACGAGUGAAGUUACUCAGCAUAAGUUCAAGGAUUGACGAGCUCCUGAAGCAGGCCCAGAGUGGUUGUCACACCAAUAUUGAGCGCUCCAUUGACCGACUACUUCAGGAGGACGUCUGGACGCUCAAGGCCUCUGAGCGGACUCGUCUCCUUAAUUACUGGCAGGAGGCAGCUCUCGCAGAGAUCAGUCAACAGGUAUUGACACUUCUGGAAGCUCAUUCAGCAGAAAAAGAGCGAUAUACUUCAGCGUUCAGCUUGUCGGAUGUGCAACGCCUGAACAACUGCCAGGUUGUAGGGGUAACCACUACCCAACUAGCAAACAAUGCUGAGUUACUUCGAAACCUUAAUGCAAAGGUGCUCAUAUGUGAAGAGGCAGCAGAGGUUCUGGAGUCGCAUGUUCUCACUGCACUGAUACCCUCGAUCCAGCAUGCGAUUCUGAUAGGAGAUCACUUGCAGCUACGUCCACGCAUCUCUAACCUUAGGUUGUCCAUGGACUAUGAACGGGAGAACCCCAAGUACAACCUCGAUGAGUCACUAUUUGAGCGACUAGCGAACUUCCGCUUCGGAGAAUCAACAUCUAGUGGUACGGGUGGACAGAAUCAGCAGGAAUAUAGCUUCCCUGUGAUGCAGUUGAGCCACCAACGGCGGAUGCACCCAUCCAUUUCCGAACUGGUACGCGAGACUUUAUAUCCAAAGCUCCAAGAUCAUCCUACAAUGACCUCAUAUCCCCUUGUACCUGGUAUUGCUCGCAGGUUAUUUUGGCUCGACCAUUGUAAUGUGGAAGAUCCAACUGACCCUACAGAGCCAAUGCAAAGCAAGACAAAUACGUGGGAGAUUGGGAUGGUAACCGCAUUGGUGCGGCAUCUCUGUCAACAAGGCAAGUAUGGGCCGGGCGAAAUUGCUGUAUUGACGCCAUAUGUUGGACAAUUAAGGAUGCUCAGGAAUAGGGCUCCACAGAAGGGAAGCCUGCUAGAUGCCAUUCGAUUGGCUACGGUCGACAAUUUCCAGGGCGAAGAAGCCAGUGUCGUUAUUGUCUCCCUCGUUCGCAGCAACAGACCCAGAAAUUUUGUUAGUAGUACUCGAUGGAUGAUGGAUGAUGCUGACUGUAUUUCCAGUCGCGCCAAACAUGGCAUGUAUAUAAUUGGCGAUGCAAGUACGGCAUCAACCGCACCCAUGUGGUCAUCCGUUAUUCACCUGCUGGAAAAAGGCGCCAAUAUUGGCCCGAAACUUGAGUUACGUUGCGAUCGUCACCCCUCAAACGGGUUUUACGUUAAUUGCCCAAAUGACUUCACCAUACACGCCCCUGAAGGCGGGUGUGCGGAGAAAUGCGGACUAAGGCUAGACUGCGGGCAUACCUGUCCUGUGAAGUGUCACUCGGAAAGACAACACAAAGCGGUCAAAUGCAUGGAGCUGUGCACUCGGAUGAAAAGCUGCGGCCAUGCAUGUCCAAAGAAAUGCCAUGAACAAUCCCAAUGCCUUGCGGACAUACCUGUCGGCGGCUAUGCUGGCAGUGUAGAUACACAAAGGGCGAUUCCUACCACAUCGAUCAUGGCCAUUGCCGAAGCCCAUGCGGCCGGGGAUUCUCAGCUUGCUCGCACAGCUGUGGCCAAGCAUGUCAUCAGGCCGUUGUGCAAAGACUUGCAGCGAAUCGUGCCCUCCAUGCGCAGAGACAUGCGGAUGGGGCUCAACAUCCCUUGCGACUUGCGAUGCAAGAAGAAACUCACAAGUUGUGGACAUCAAUGCCCUGGUCUCUGUGGGGAACGAUGUCCAGACUCUCGCUUAUGUCGCAUAUGCGGCGGACCAGAUAUUCUGGAGCAGAAUGUUGAUCUUAUAGAGCUCAAGCCAUACAAGGACAUCAAUGUCGACGAAGAUCCAUUGGUAUUCCUCUCCUGUGGUCAUUUCUACACAGCCUCAUCACUGGACGGCAUUAUGGGGAUGUCUGAGCACUAUGAAGUAGAACCAUCUACAGGCAGGAUACUUGGUCCGAAACUUAACCACCGAUUAUUUGAUUCUGGGCGUCCGAAAGGGUGUCCUCAAUGCCGUGCACCACUCCGCGAUAUUGACCGCUAUAACAGAAUUAUCAAACAAGCAUUCCUCGAUGAAGCAACGAAGAAGUUUGCCACUCAUGCAAGCAUUAAGUUUGGUCACCUGGUGGAAGAGGUUGAGGGCUACGAGAAAGAUAUCAUAGGCGAAAAAUCGAAAUUUGUCUCUGACUGGUACCAGGAGACUGUAGAGACAAGGAGUGCCGAUGACGUCAGGCGCUCGGUUGAUGUCUACCGCGGACGGGGAAACAGAAUUCUGAACAAAAUCAAAGAAUUUACUAAAUCUGUGGCAAAAUCCGAGCAGCCAUUUGGGAGGGUCAGUGAGAUGCUCGCGUCGGUAGCAGCGAGAAAGGCUGGCACGUCUGCGACACCCUUCCAAUACAAUGAGUCGGAUAUACAAACAGGGUUUCAAUCACGCGGCCAUGUUCUUGCUCUUCGACUCACCUGGGUUCUUUUCUGGAACUAUGACAGCAUCUACAGCAACAAGAGAAUUGACCCACGCAUAAAGGUGACUCUGGCCCAAGUGGUAGCAAAACAGAUUGGUGGUCUACUGAGCCAAUGCGAAGCUCUAACAAAGUAUUGCCAGGAGGCUAAAUUUCUGCAGCAGGAGGUGGAAACCCGAACAUAUCAUGUCCUGUUCUCGGUGCUGUCCCUCAGCAAUGGGGAAGCACGCGGUAACCCUGUCAGUGGAACCACCGAAGCCAAGAUCCGGGAAAAGGCACUGAAAGAACUCGAAGCCUGCGAUGCGAUAUGUUUGCGCCAUUCAAAGAUACUGUGGUCUCUGCAUGAAGAUAUCGACAAAGCAAGAAGACUGGUCAAUGGUGGAACCUUCUACAGCUGCGUCACCAGCGAAGAAAGACGGCAGGUCUACCAGGCCAUGGCGGCACAAUUCAAUGGUACAGGCCACUGGUAUUAUUGUGAGAACAACCAUCCGUUUGCGGUGGGGGAAUGUGGGAUGCCGAUGGAGGAAAGUCGCUGUCCGCAGUGUGAGGCGCCAGUGGGCGGGCUCAAUCAUGAGUUUGCUCAAGGGAUCCGCAGAGCAGAUGACAUGGAUGUGGAGUUUGGCGGUUCACUUUCUCUUGAGGCGCACACAGACUUAUAA
Messenger RNA from Aspergillus niger, 5115 nucleotides. RefSeq lists its product as uncharacterized. The record is from RefSeq and is a predicted model, not a curated record. Gene Ontology annotation, molecular function: zinc ion binding; helicase activity. The transcript has 12 exons. The coding region runs from base 1 to 5115 and encodes 1704 amino acids. Gene Ontology annotation, biological process: regulatory ncRNA-mediated heterochromatin formation. NCBI's taxonomy places the organism in Eukaryota, Fungi, Ascomycota, Eurotiomycetes, Eurotiales, Aspergillaceae. Gene Ontology annotation, cellular component: nucleus; nuclear RNA-directed RNA polymerase complex.